AUGCCUAAAAGAAAGGAACUUACUGAUUUUGAACGUGGAGAAAUUGUUGGUUUACAUAAAGCAAAAAUUCCACAAAGAAAAAUUGCUGAAAUAUUAAAUCAUCCUAAAUCUACAGUUGGAGAUGUAAUAAAAAAAUAUAAUGAACAAGGUCUAACUUCUACUAUUCCACGAUCAGGUAGACCAAAAAUAUUAACUGAUCGAGAUAAAAGACAAUUGGUAAAAAUUAUUAAAGCUAAUAGAAAUUUAACAUUAGUUGAAAUUACUGAAAAAUUUAAUGAAACAUUAAAUUUUUCAAUUUCUAGUAGAACAGUUCAAAGAGUUUUACAUGAAGAAGGCUAUACAUUACAAACUGAAUGGUACAAAAUUGAUAAAAGUAAACUUAUUCAAUUAGUAAAAAGUAUGCGAUAUAGAGUUGCUGAAGCUAUAAGAAAUAAAG
This is a messenger RNA of Dentiscutata erythropus, 436 nucleotides long. NCBI's taxonomy places the organism in Eukaryota, Fungi, Glomeromycota, Glomeromycetes, Diversisporales, Gigasporaceae. The record is from the annotation of a GenBank genome assembly.